Striga hermonthica is the source of this 462-nucleotide messenger RNA. The record is from the annotation of a GenBank genome assembly. Lineage: Eukaryota; Viridiplantae; Streptophyta; Magnoliopsida; Lamiales; Orobanchaceae.
AUGAACUCAAUUGCUGCCAAUUUCUCACCAUCAAACCCAAGGUUGCCCCUCAAGUGCAACAAAAGAAGUGGCCUUAUCACCAUCAAAAGAGCAAUUAAAGUUAAAGCAAAGCAAAAGGACGAUAAUAACGACCCCGGAAAAUCAGUCGACGAUAACAUGAUCGUCCUCACGAUGAGAAUCAAGAAAGUGAAGGUUUUGGAGAGUAUUAACAACGAGGCCGCCAGGCCGUCUUCUGACUGGCUGGAACGGGAGAAUAAGUUUUUUACGCGCUAUCAUGAAAACAUUUGUGACUCCAUGGAAUUUUUGCAGUCGUGUUUAAUGAACACGAAGCCGAGUGUGGCUAUGGGGAUGCUGAUUCUGGUGGCAAUGAGCUUUUCGUCUUCGGUUGUUAUGGUUAAUGUGCUGAAGAUGGCUAAAGGGUUGUUGGCGGGUUGUCAUGUGUGCAUAGAUAUUGAUUUUUGA